This is a messenger RNA of Uranotaenia lowii, 2356 nucleotides long. It is a transcript of the gene UGP, whose product is annotated as UTP--glucose-1-phosphate uridylyltransferase. The record is from RefSeq and is a predicted model, not a curated record. Lineage: Eukaryota; Metazoa; Arthropoda; Insecta; Diptera; Culicidae. Bases 393 to 2018 code for a protein of 541 amino acids. Gene Ontology annotation, molecular function: UTP:glucose-1-phosphate uridylyltransferase activity. Gene Ontology annotation, cellular component: cytoplasm. Gene Ontology annotation, biological process: glycogen metabolic process; UDP-alpha-D-glucose metabolic process. The transcript has 3 exons.
CGGCAGAGCUUUCAUUCUCAUCGCAAAUCGUGUUCACCUGUCCGUUUUGUUGAACGUUCUAGACUUGAGCUUUUUUCUCCCAUUCGGUUGGUUGUUUAGUGGUGUUAAGUCGCGCGCUUUGACUCCCGCGCUCAGUGCUUCUACCCUCAGGUGCGGUGCUGUGGGUGGAAAUGAAAAAUAAUACGUUUUGGUAAUUAGACCAUCAACAGAAACAAUAAAUCGCAUACCUACAUACAGUGUGGUUUGAUCGGGGAGGCACUCUAGAACUUUCCCAUUGUAUCUUACCAGGUUGUAACGAACGUGCAAAGGUAGAUCUUACGCUUAUCUGAGCAGCAGUUAGCUUCAUACACGUACCAGCUGGGGUAGUCUUCUCGCGUUUAGUGUAGUGCAGCAUGUUCGGACUCCAGAAUUCAUGGGUCGUCCUCGGCUCGAAGGCGGUCGACGUGUCGGAUGCUGAUGAGAUACAGUUCAAGAUGCUUAAUCUCAAUAGUGAUGAUGAUGCUCAAGUGCGGGGUCAUCAGCGUGUGCCCUCCGACACGAAAGAAUUCCACGAAGCUACAAAACGAGAUGCUCUGAUUCGUCUGCGUAAGGAUUUGGACAAUCUCCUGGAAACUGCCGAAGAUGCCAAAAGACCAAACCAUCAGAAGGAGAUGUGCGGCUUCGAGGCGCUGUAUCAUCGCUUCCUGCAGGAGGAUGGACCAUCCGUCGAAUGGGAUCGUAUCGAAAAACUGCCAGCGGAUGCCGUGAAGGACUAUUCCAGCCUGAAAACUCCCCAGGAAUCAGAAAUUCAUGCUAUGUUGGAUAAACUGGUGGUAGUCAAACUGAAUGGUGGUCUCGGAACGUCGAUGGGUUGUCACGGACCGAAAAGCGUCAUCCCAGUGCGUCACGACCUGACAUUCUUGGACUUGACGGUGCAGCAAAUUGAGCAUCUGAACAAAACAUACAACGCGAAUGUCCCGCUCGUAUUGAUGAACUCCUUCAAUACCGAUGAAGAUACCGAGAAGGUCAUACGCAAGUACAAAGGGUUUCAAGUACAAAUCUAUACAUUCAACCAAAGCUGCUAUCCUCGUAUCAGUCGUGACUCUCUACUACCCGUGGCGAAGGACUUCAGCAUCGAAAAUGACAUCGAGGCAUGGUAUCCACCUGGUCACGGUGACUUUUACCUUUCGUUCCAAAAUUCAGGUUUGCUGAAAAAAUUCAUCAGCGAGGGACGUGAAUACUGCUUCCUCUCGAAUAUUGAUAAUCUGGGAGCUACUGUUGAUAUCAAUAUUUUGAACCGAUUGCUCGGCAGUGAUCGCCAAGGUUCUAAGCCAAUCGAAUUUGUGAUGGAAGUCACCGAUAAAACCCGUGCUGACGUUAAGGGUGGUACCCUGAUUCAAUAUGAGAACAAACUUCGUCUGCUUGAAAUCGCACAAGUCCCCAAAGAGCAUGUAGAUGACUUCAAAUCAGUAAAAACAUUCAAGUUUUUCAAUACCAACAACAUUUGGGCCCGUUUGGAGUCCAUUGAGCGAGUCCUGGACGCCCAUUCAAUGGAUAUGGAGGUGAUUGUAAACAACAAAACCCUGGAUAAUGGUAUGCGAGUCAUUCAACUGGAAACAGCUGUCGGUGCAGCCAUGAAAUGCUUUGAUGGAGGUAUUGGUAUUAACGUGCCACGAUCGCGUUUCUUGCCAGUCAAAAAGACCUCUGAUCUGCUCCUGGUAAUGUCCAACCUAUACAGCUUAAAAUAUGGUUCCUUGGUCAUGUCACCGCAGCGUAUGUUCCCUACCACUCCACUCGUUAAACUUGGAGACAAUCAUUUCAGCAAGGUCAAAGAAUUCCUCGGACGUUUUGCUAAUAUUCCUGACUUGAUCGAACUGGAUCAUCUGACGGUGUCGGGUGAUGUCACUUUUGGUCGGGGUGUUUCGCUACGUGGAACGGUUAUCAUUAUUGCCAACCAUGGAGACCGUAUCGAUAUCCCGGCAGGAGCUAUCCUAGAAAACAAAAUUGUAUCCGGUAAUAUGCGUAUUUUGGACCACUAGAAUAUUGUUCUGAGUUUCGGCAAGAUCAGCUUUAUUCACUCAGGAGUUGUACUGGCUGCAAUCACCACCCUUUGAAGAGCAAUCUCCACAUUGUCAUAGACAAUGUGUUGUUCGUCCAGCAAUAUCUAGUGCAACAGUGUAGAAUUUAACCGUUUUGAAAACGAAUUUAUUUGUUUUAAAGUGUGUCAUGUCCCAGCUUUCAAAGAUUCAUGGGGCCGAUUAGUUUUUAAGAGAAACGUAAGAGUUUUAUUAUUUUCAAUCGUGUAUGAGCUUUUGCAGCAAAUUUUUUUGUUUUGAUUCACGUUAGUUGUUGAAAAAAUAGGCCAAUAUAAAUCGUA